Trichosurus vulpecula (common brushtail) is the source of this 5962-nucleotide messenger RNA. RefSeq lists its product as uncharacterized. Gene Ontology annotation, biological process: regulation of transcription by RNA polymerase II; DNA integration. Gene Ontology annotation, molecular function: DNA-binding transcription factor activity, RNA polymerase II-specific; RNA polymerase II cis-regulatory region sequence-specific DNA binding. Lineage: Eukaryota; Metazoa; Chordata; Mammalia; Diprotodontia; Phalangeridae. The coding region runs from base 127 to 5550 and encodes 1807 amino acids. The transcript has 9 exons. The record is from RefSeq and is a predicted model, not a curated record.
CUGGAAACAGAGGGAGUGUGGCGGCCGCCGCUGCAGCCCUUGCUGUGGGGCUUUGCCUGAAGAAAAAAGAAAUCUGGAGGGAAGUCCCGGUCCGAAAGAGAGCCUUCCCCCGUUACCCGGCCCAGGAUGACCGAGGCGUCCACGAGGCUCCAAGUCCUGGGCCCCCGCCUCCCAGAGGACCAGGAGAGAAUUCCAAAAGUGAAGGUGGAAGAAGCCCGCGCCUGGGCCCGGCAGGCGUCCACACCCCAAGACUCCUUCUCUCGCACCAGCGAUGUCUUCAGACAGCGGUUCAGACAGUUUAGCUACCGAGAGACCCCCGGGCCCCGAGAGGCCCUGAGCCGCCUUCAGCAGCUUUGCCACCAGUGGCUGCGGCCAGAGAUCCACACCAAGGAGCAAAUCCUGGAACUGCUGGUGCUGGAGCAGUUUCUGGCCAUCUUGCCCGAGGAGCUCCGGACCUGGGUGCGACAGCGUCAUCCAGAGAACGGAGAGGAGGCCGUGACUGUGCUGGAGGACUUGGAAAGAGAACUGGAUGAACCCGGACAGCAGGUCCCAUCAGGUGCUCAUGGACAGGAAGUGGUCUUGGAGGAAAUAGUACCCCUGGAAGGAGGCCAGGAAUCUUCAUGUGCCCAGCUCCAACCCAUGGAGGCCAAUCUGGAAUGUGAAUCUCUAGAACCACACAACCUACAAGACAAUGGAUCAUUUUUGUGGUUCUCCAUGAUGUCUCAAAGUGCUGGAGAUGAAGACAUUGGUAGUUUGAAUGGAAAUGAAGUGGAAAUACAACAAGAGAGCAUGAGAGAAAAAUUCCUUAAAGAUCUUGCAAGUCUACUGAAAAGCAAAAGUAAUAACACAAAGAUAUUUUCUAAAGAGAAAUACUGUCAGCUCAUAAAGGAAGUAAAAGAAGCUAAAGCAAAGGCAAAAAAGGAAUCUGUCGAUUAUCGCCGUUUGGCCAGAUUUGAUGUAAUCCUUGUACAAGGAAAUGAGAAACUGAUUGAGGCUGUUAAUGGAGAAACAGACAAAAUACGAUAUUAUUUACACAAUGAAGACUUAUUUGAUAUUUUGCAUGAUACACAUCUCAGUAUUGGACAUGGUGGGCGUACUCGCAUGGAAAAAGAGUUGCAACCAAAAUAUAAGAAUAUCACAAAAGAGGUUAUAAUGUUAUAUUUAACUCUUUGUAAGCCCUGUCAACAAAAGAAUUCAAAGCCGCCAAAGAAAUGUGUUGUGUCUAAGCCCAUAAAGGAAGUUAAUUCAAGAUGCCAAGUUGAAAUCAUUGACAUGCAGUUAAAUCCUGAUGGAGAAUACAAGUUUAUUAUGAGUUAUCAGGAUCACCAAACAAAGUUAAGUUUUUUGCGGCCAUUAAAAUCAAGAAGGUCUGAGGAAGUGGCACAUGCUUUAUUGGAUAUUUUCACAAUUAUUGGAGCACCCAGCGUUUUACAGUCUGAACACGGAAGAGACUUUUCUAGCCAGAUCGUCAGUAAACUGAGCCUAAUGUGGUCAAAACUAAAAAUUGUCCAUGGAAAGCCCCGGCCCUGUCAGGGCCAUGGUUCUGUGGUACAACCUAAGGAGGAUAUCCAGAGUAUGAUGAUCUCCUGGAUGCAAAAGAACAAUUCCUUGCACUGGUCUGAAGGUCUUUGGUUCAUUCAAAUGAUGAAAAAUCAGCCCUUCCACAGAAACAUGCAGCAUAGCCCAUGUGAAAUUGUAUUUAACUCAGAAAACAAAGUUGGUCCGUCUACUUCUAACUUAACUGAAGACAUUGCCCAUUUAAACACAGAGGGUCAUUUAGAACAAUCUGAAAAGAAAGAAGAAAAUAGCCUGAAAGUUAAUAAGGCUGGAACUGACAGUAGUGAUGUGGAAGAGAACCUUGAUAUAGCAACUCCUAAAGUAGCUGAACUCACUUCACCUCAGGGCAGCUUAAAUUUUUCAUCCUGUGUGGUUUGUGAAAAAGAAUGGACUAGUGCUCGCUGUAUACUGUGUAAUAGGGAUGUCCAUGCAAUCUGUGGCAUAUCCUCCUGGGAUGAGGUGGAGGGAUGUAGCCCAAAAGUCACAUGCAGUUUUUGCUGUGCAACUCAAACAAUGAAAAGGAAGCAUACCCAUGGAAGUUUGCCAACCCAGGCAUCCAAAAUGCGAAAACCAUCAGAGGCCCAGUUUUCACCAGCCAAAGGAGGAGACUGGCGUAGGAGAGACUUCCGAGAGUCGGUGUUUUGGAAGCGCAGAGGCUUCUGGGAAACGAAGUCCAGAGACUUUGGCGCAAGCGCACUACUUCUCAGAGCCGGCAGACGCGCUGGCUGCUCCACUCCCGGCCCCGGAAUCGACUGCCCUGAACCAGUGGAGCUUGUGAGAAAGACCCUUGGAGAUAAUCUGUCACCUACACCCAGCUGCAGUGACCUAUUCCAGUAUAGAAUGUCAGCAGAAUAUAGCAGGACUCUUCCUCCACAAGGAGAAAAGGGAUUUUGGAUAGUGAAGGUAGAAGACCAGGAGGACCAUGUUUGGGAACAAGAAUCCUGCUUACAAGGAAAUAACCCUCCCUGUCAGGAGAUCUUCCGUCAGCGUUUUAGACAGUUUACCUACCACCACACCCCUGGGCCUCGUGAGGCUCUAAGCAGACUCCGGGAACUGUGUCAUCAGUGGCUGAGGCCAGAGAUGCACACAAAGGAACAAAUCUUAGAGCUGUUGGUCCUGGAACAGUUCCUGACCAUCCUUCCUGAAGAAUUGCAGACUUGGGUGCAGGAGCGUCGUCCAGGGAGCGGAGAAGAGGCAGUGACUGUGCUGGAGGACCUGGAGAAAGAACUUGAUGAACCAGGCCAGCAGGUUCAGACCCAUGGACAUGGGCCAGGAGUUGUCUGGACAGAGAGGACACCUCUGAGAAAAUCAAAGGAAUCACUGAAUAUGCAACCCAUUGAAAUCCAGCUCAAGUGUGAAUCUAAGGAGUCUUCUCUCCUACAAAAUGGUUAUCAGAGUAAGACUAAGAGCAAGUGGCCAACUCAUAAACAGAAAACAUCUGAAGUAGAAUCACUGAGGGCAAUGUCACAAACACCCCAAGGAUGCAUAACUGAGGGACUUGAUUUUCAAAAAGACUGUGAAUGUGAAGGUACCUUAGAAAAGCAGCAUAGAAAUGCUGGAGGGGAAAGACUGAAUGGUUCUCAUUUGCAGGAGCAAGAUUUCAUGCAAGUUACAGUCACUCACAGCAUUAUCCCCCCAGUCAAGAGAGAUUUUGAGCAGAAAGAGUGUGAAAGAAGCUGUAGUUUAGGCUCAACCCUCAUUUUACAUCAAAGAGAAAGACUUCAUAGAUGUGAUACAUGUGGCCAGACCUUCAGACAAAAUUCAGCCCUUAUUCAACACCAGAGAAUUCACAAUAGAAGAAAAUCCUAUGAAUGUCACGAAUGUGGAAAAGCCUUCAGAUGGAGCUCACAUCUUGUUCAACACCAGAGGAUUCACACUGGAGAGAAACCUUAUGGAUGUAAUGAAUGUGGUAAAGCCUUCAGGGGGAGCUCAGAUCUCAUUCAGCAUCGGAGAAUUCACACUGGAGAGAAACCUUAUGAAUGUAAUGAAUGUGGGAAGGCUUUCAGCCAGAGUUCAAAGCUUAUUAGACAUCAGAGGAUUCAUAGUGGCGAGAAACCUUAUGAAUGUAAUGAAUGUGGGAAAUCUUUCAGUCAAAUUUCAGUGCUUAGCAGGCAUCAGAGAAUACACACAGGGGAACAUCCCUAUGAAUGUAAUGAAUGUGGGAAAGCUUUCAAUCAAAGCUCAGCCCUUACUCAGCACCAGAGAAUUCACACUGGAGAGAAACCCUAUGAAUGUAAUGAAUGUAAGAAAACCUUUAGGCACAGGUCAGGGCUUAUUCAACACCAGAAAAUUCACACCAGAAAGUGCUAUGAAUGUUAUGAAUGUGGGAAAAGGUUUAACCGGAGUUAUGACCUGAUUCGACAUCAAGUUAUUCAUACUGGAGAGAGACCGUUUUCCUGUAAUGAAUGUGGGAAAACCUUUAAGCGAAAAUCAACACUUAUUGAACAUCAGAAUAUUCAUACUGGAGAGAAACCUUAUAGAUGUAAUAAAUGUGGAAGAGCCUUCCGACAGAACACAGGCCUAGUUGAACAUCAGAAAAUUCAUACCGUUGAGAAACCCUACAAAUGUAAUGAAUGUGAAAAGGCUUUCAGUAAUAGUUCAAGCCUUCUUCAGCAUCAGAUUGCACACACUGGAGAAAAACCCUACAAAUGUGAUGAAUGUGGCAAAGCUUUCAUAAAUAGCUCAAGUCUCCUUCGACAUCAUAAUAUUCACAAAGGAGGAAAACUUUAUAAAUGUGAGGAAUGUGGGAAAACUUUGAGUAAUAGCUUGAGCUUUUUUCAGCAUUUGAAAAUUCAUACUGGAGAGAAACCAUAUAAGUGUAAUGACUGUGGAAAAGGUUUUAUAUGUAAUUCAUACCUUGUUGAACAUAAAAGAAUUCAUACUGGAGAGAGACCAUAUGUAUGUAAAGAAUGUGGGAAAGCUUUCAGGCGGUCCUGGAACCUUACUGAGCAUCAGAGAAGUCAUAACUCAGAGAAAUCCUACAGGUGUACUGAGUGUGGAAAAGCUUUCAAGAAUAGCUCAAGUCUUUUUCAUCAUCAAAGAAUCCAUAGUGGAGGGAAACCUUUUGACUGUAAUGAAUGUGGUAUGGCUUUCAGGCGCAAAUCACGUCUUAUUGACCAUCAAAGAAUUCAUACUGGAGAAAAACCAUACGAAUGUGACAAAUGUAUGAAGAGUUUUAGUCACCGUUCACAACUUCUUGAACACAUGAGAACUCACACUGGGGAAAAGCACUAUGAAUGUAAUCAGUGUGGAAAAUCCUUUACUAGGAAUUCAGGCCUUUUACGUCACCAGAAAAUACACACUGGAGAAAAACCAUAUGAAUGUAGUCAGUGUGGGAAAGCAUUUAGCAAUAGUUCAUGCCUCAUUGAGCAUGAAAGAAUACAUACUACAGAAAAACCUUACAAAUGUAAUGAAUGUGGGAAAGCUUUCUGUAAGAAAUCAUACCUCACUGGACAUCAGGUAAUUCACUCUAAAGAAAAACCCUACAAAUGUAAUGAAUGUGGGAAAUCAUAUAGUCGACGUUUCCGUCUUGUUGAACAUCAGAGAAUUCAUACUGGAGAGAAACCCUACGAAUGUAGUGAAUGUGGGAAAGCUUUUAGUCGAAGUGCACUUUUUAUUAAACACCAGAUAAUUCAUACCAAAGAGAAGCCCUAUAUAUGUGAUCAAUGUGGCAAAGCUUUUAGUCUGAGAAAACAUCUUGUUCAACAUCAGAGAAUCCAUACUGAAGAAAAACCUUUCAAAUGCAGUGAAUGUGGGAAAGCGUUCAGGCACAAGUCAACUUUUCAUGACCAUCAGAAAACACACACUGGAGAUAGACCCUGUAAAUGUAAUGAAUGUGGGAAGUCUUUCAAUCGGAUCUUUCACCUUAUUGAACAUCAGCGAACUCAUACUAAAGAAAAACCUUAUGAGUGUAAUGAAUGUGGGAAAUGUUUUAGUCGGAGCUCAGUCUUUAUUAAGCACCAGAAAAUUCAUACUAAAGAGAAACACAAUUAAUGUAAUUAAUAAGGGAAAGCUUUUAGUUUAAUACCACACUUUGUUGAAUAUUGAACAAUGUCUACCUGGAAAAAAAUGAAUGUGGAGAAAGCCUUCAAUAAGAGCUUACAUGAUGCAACACAACCAUAUUUACAUGAUGCAAACCAGUUAUUUUAAGAAAUGGAAAUUCAGUCCUGUCUCAAGCAAUGUUUCAUAUAAAACAAGGUAUUGGUUGGAUAGUGUCCCUCUUAUCUCCAUAGGGCAGUCCUGUCGACUCAGAAAUAUAGGGAACUAUAUUUUUAAAGGCCAAUCCCUCAUUGCUUCUUGUCUAAACUAUUGCAGUGGCCUCUAAUUGGGCUCCCUGCUUCUAGUCUCUCUUCUCUUUCAAAACUAUCCUCAGCAUUUCUGCCGGGUUGAUACUCCUAAACACAUA